AUGAUCUCGUUAUGUCAUUCAAAGUGCACUGUAGUUCAGUUGAAAGAAGAAGGUGGUAUUGAGAAGGACUACAUGCAGCGAGGAAUAAGAGGACAUGUUAUUGUUUAUCCACAAAGACCAUCAGAAAUAGCAAGAUCGUUGCCACCAUCUGUUGAGGAAAUCACGUCUCCAUUAUGUGUACUCUUUGUUGGUGCGUAUAAGCCUUCAGAUGAAUGGCUCAGAACAAAGGCUAAACCCCUGGCUGUCAAUGGGGCACACGUCUGGGCAGCUUUGAAAUGGCUGAAAAAUAAUAAUCCCCUUUAUCGUGACAUUGAAAUCAAUGAAACGGUCCUUCAGGAGUUAGAUGACAAUCCAAACUUGCCUUUUGUUAUACAGCAUAUUUUGCCCAGUGCAGCCGGAGACACUCUGACAUUGCGAUAUGAAGCAUCUGUUGAUAAUCCCAAAGUACAAUUGCCCGUACCUGACUCAGUGAAUUUUGAGAGCAUCAUUAUAGCAGACGUUGAUUUUUCUUCCUCUUCGAAUAAUCUUAAACAGGCCACAAUGAGGCACAUCCACAAAAGAGGGGGGGGUUAUAUUGAACUUACGCAUGAUCCUUCACCCACAGACAAAUUUAAUAAUCCUUUGUUGUUCCCGAUGAUAUACCCAACUUUGUUUCUGUAUGGCGUAGGUGGGUUUGAGGAGCCAAGUAGAAGGAUGAGUCUAUUGUUGUGCUCCCAAGUUAAACAUUUUUUCAAUCUGAACGAUACAAGGUUUCAAGAGCAUUAUUCUUUUUUAUUUUCUGCAUUUAAUAUGCUUCAAAGACGAGAAAUGUUGCUACACACAAGUUUGAAAGUGAAACGCAAGAGUUUCACGUCUGUUGCUCGAAGUUUCGCUACUGUUUCCCCAGAAGCACUUCAUAUGUCUCGGAGCGCAUCUCUAGAGGUGAUUAUACAACGGCAAAUAACCCAGAAGAGAAGGAGGCGUUGA
This is a messenger RNA of Desarmillaria tabescens, 966 nucleotides long. RefSeq lists its product as uncharacterized. The transcript has a single exon. Lineage: Eukaryota; Fungi; Basidiomycota; Agaricomycetes; Agaricales; Physalacriaceae. The coding region runs from base 1 to 966 and encodes 321 amino acids. The record is from RefSeq and is a predicted model, not a curated record.